Gossypium raimondii (Peruvian cotton) is the source of this 2473-nucleotide messenger RNA. RefSeq lists its product as uncharacterized. The coding region runs from base 252 to 2102 and encodes 616 amino acids. The transcript is spliced from 11 exons. Lineage: Eukaryota; Viridiplantae; Streptophyta; Magnoliopsida; Malvales; Malvaceae. The record is from RefSeq and is a predicted model, not a curated record.
UGUUUACUUUCACAUUCUUAUGUGAACAUUCAAGCUUUUUUUUUUUUUAAUUUCAUUUACUACCAUUUACAUAACCCCAUUUUGAUGAACUAUAUCUCUCGAGUUUUGCCACUUCUAUUACAACAUUCAUCAUAUAAUCUUUGUCGGGUGGUUUUUUUCCUUGUCACGUUCUAACUUCGAUUGUUUCUCAACAAAAAAAAAAAUAUAAAAUAGUAAAUCAUUAUUUUAUGGUAUAGAGUGAAAGAAUGUGAAUGUUUGGAAUAGUGUGUAGAGUUGCUGACGUACAAGAAAUGGAUGGUUUUCGAUUAGAUCAGGAAGAAGGAGCUACAACAGCAGGGGGAGGAAAGGAGACUGAAGAAUCUUCUUGGUCAUCAAAUCCACAAGUUCAGGCUCAACAUAGGCGUUCUAAGAGUGCGUCGGACAGAAAUCUCGAUGUUUUAAGAGGCAGAGUUUCGCGUCCAGUGAAGAAAGAGCAAAAUUUGCAGGCAUCUCCAUUAUCAACAAGGGCUUCUAGGACUCGAAGUCCUCUUCAUGAUUGCUCUGCUUAUGGCAACAAGAAUAUUUCAGUGAACCAACGAGCCUCUUUGGAGAAAGAUAUAGAACUACUGCAAUUACGUUUGCAACAAGAAAAAUCUAUGCGACUUAUGCUUGAAAGAGCAAUGGGGCGGGCUUCAAGCACUCUAUCACCGGGGCAUAGGCAUUUUGCUACACAGACAAAGGAAUUGAUUGCGGAGAUCGAGUUACUUGAAGAAGAGGUUGCAAACCGUGAGCAACAUGUACUUUCUCUCUAUAGGAGUGUUUUUGACCAGUGUGUUAGUCGGCAACCUUCUGAGCAGAGUUCAGGCAAGGCAUCUCCUGCCCAUAUGAAGCAUGCAUCAAGGAAACACCCCAGUGUUAUUUCAAGUGCAUUUUGUUCUUCAAAAAAGUUCCCUUUGAAACCUUGGCAAGCUCUAGUUUCCACAAAUGAUUCUGGGAAAAGAAUCUCUAGAAGUAUUGAUGCUUCACAGUUCUGUGGAAAAAACGACAUUCUAUUUGACAAGACAUCUUCACACUGUGUUAAGGCUCAUGAAAAAGUUCAAGGUAUGGAAAAAUCCUCAGUGCUGCGAACCCUGAAAGAUCAUCUAUACCAGUGUCCAAGCAAGUUGUCGGAGGAGAUGGUCAGAUGUAUGGCAGCUGUAUAUUGCGGGCUUCGUGGUGCAACGUCUCCAAGUUCCAACAAAAACCAGUCACCUUUAUUGUCAAGGUCAUCAACUAAUGUUGUACUUCCUAGACGUGGCGCCGGAGACGACCAGGAUUUCUCUUGCACGUCUGAUAUUGAAAUAUCUUGGAUAUCAACUAAUACGAACCAAUUUUCUAGAUCAUCUUAUGCCAUCAGUAACUACAGAGCUCUAGUAGAACAACUAGAAAAAGUGACAGUGAAUCAGAUGGAAUUUAAUGCCCAAAUUGCAUUUUGGAUCAAUGUGUACAAUGCCCUUGUUAUGCAUGCAUAUUUAGCAUAUGGAAUUCCCCAUGGUUCUUUAAGACGGUUAGCCUUGUUUCACAAGGCUUCAUACAACAUUGGUGGCCAUAUCAUAACUGCAAAUGCCAUAGAGCAGUCAAUAUUUUGCUUCCGUACACCUCGAAUCGGGCGGUGGCUAGAGACAAUCCUCUCCACAGCAUUAAGGAAAAAAUCUGGUGAAGAAAGGCAAAUUAUCAGUUCAAAUUUUGGUCUUCCAUAUGCCCAACCACUUGCUUGCUUUGCUCUCAGUACUGGAGCUUUUUCUGAUCCUGUGCUAAAAGUUUACACAGCAUCAAAUGUUAAAGAAGAGUUAGAAGCUGCAAAAAGAGACUUCCUUCAAGCAAAUGUAGUUGUUAAGAAGUCAAAGAAAGUAUUCCUACCCAGAGUUCUUGAAAGAUUUGCUAAAGAAGCCUCCAUCAACUCAGACGAUCUCUUGAACUGGGUUCUUGAAAAUGUCGACAAAAAGCUCCACAAUUCAAUACAGAAAUGUAUGGACGGCAAAUCCAAGAAGAAACCAUCACAUUGCAUUGACUGGUUGCCUUACAGUUCAAGGUUCAGGUAUAUUUUCUCAAAGGAUCUAACGGAGAAGCCAUGGUGGGUGUGACUGAGUUCGACUCUACACGAAUUUAACUACGAUGGUUCUCGACAUAUUUUGUAGACGAUGAAACGUAAGAGGUAUCGCUCAUCUUUACGUGUAAUUCAAUGUCAAAUUCAUUGUACAUCCUAAUCUCAUAUCACUUACCAUAUAUUCUUGUGAGAUUAAUACCUUUGCAAAAGUAAUGCAUUUAACUUAAUGAGUACAUUACAAUUCCUAAUUGUUUUGAGGCUGUAAUAAGCCUUGAAAUUCGCUGUGAUUGGUGUUAUUAGUUUGAAUGUAAUCUACUUUGUGUUUUUUUUAAACAGUAGGGGUUGUAGAGAUUUUGAAUCUGGGACCAUGACUGUGGAAAAUUUAAACAUUAGUUGUUUGCCACUUCA